AUGACGCAUGGACCGUGUGGAACCUUGAAUCCAACAAAUGUGUGCAUAAAAAAGAAUGGUCACUGCAAGAAUAAUUAUCCGAGACAUUUUGUGCCGAACACGACCAUUGGGAAUGAUUGUUUUCCAAUAUAUAAACGAUCUGAUGAUGGAAGAACUGUAAAAAUUAGAGGUCAUGAUUUGGAUAAUCGAUGGGUUGUUCCAUACAAUUCUUAUUUGCUUGCAAUGUUUGACUGUCAGAUUAAUGUAGAAAUUUGUUCUACAAUAAAGGCAGUUAAAUAUCUUUACAAAUAUAUUUACAAAAGUCAUGACCGUGUUGCCUUUAACUUGGUUUCUGAACAACCAAAUCAACAAAUUGAUGGAAUUCAACGAUUCCAAUCAGCUCGAUGGAUUGCUCCACCCGAAGCAAUGUGGAGAAUAUACGGAUUUAUUAUCAAUGAAGUGCAUCCAGCAGUUUAUAGCUUGCAUUUACAUCUUGAAAAUCAGCACCAAGUAACAUUUCGAGCACACGAAAACUUGAACAAUGUGAUUAGCUCUGAUCUUUCUGCAAAAUCAAUGUUAACAGAAUUCUUUUCGACAAAUCAAGUUAUUAUAGGCCGAAUUGUGACAGCAAAUCCUUCUGAAGGUGAAAGAUAUUAUUUGCGAAUUCUAUUGAAUCCUAUAAGAGGUCCUUUAUCAUUUGAUGACCUCAAAACAGUCAAUGGUGUUUUGGCCACUACAUUUCGUGAAGCUGCUACAAUGCAUGGUUUGUUAGAAAGAGAUGACAGUGUAGAAGAAUCUUUACAGGAAGCAUCUUUAUAUCAAAUGCCUUCUAAUUUGCGUAAGCUAUUUGCAACUAUUUUGGUCUACUGUAAUCCAACAAAUUCAAGAUAUCUUUGGGAACAUUUUGAACAAGACAUGUCAUGUGAUUUUCAAUUAACUGAAGUUUCUCAAUCAAAUGUGAGAAUGGAAGUUUUACGCUCCAUCUCCAUGAUACUUGAAUCAAUGGGUAGAGACAUUAAUUCAUUCCAACUUCUUGAUCGAAACAUUCAUUUUGAUGAAGAUGAAUUUUUGUCUAGAGAGAUUGAUGAUGAACUAGCUGUUUUUAUUCCAGAAGAGGAUAUUACUGCAUCAACACUACUUAAUAGAGAGCAACAAAUUGUUUACAAUUUGGUUUUAGAAAAGGUUUUCUCAAAUCAAAGUGCUGCAUUUUUUAUAGAUGGGCCUGGCGGAAUUGGAAAGACAUUUUUAUAUAAGGCACUUCUUGCAACAAUAAGGUCAAGACAUUUAAUUGCUCUUGCAACUGCUUCAUCUGGCAUAGCUGCAUCAAUUCUACCUGGAGGUCGAACAACACAUUCACAAUUUAAAAUACCUCUAGACAAUAACAAAAAUUCCAUAUGCAGUGUUAGCAAACAAAGUGGACUUACGAAACUGUUACAAAUAACAAAGUUGAUUAUAUGGGAUGAAGAUCCUAUGUCAAGAAAAGAAGCCAUAGAAGUAUUAGACAGAAUGUUAAAAGAUGUUAAUGAUUCAGAACUAUCUUUUGGUGGAAAAGUUGUUAUAUUUGGAGGAGAUUUUUGCCAAAUUUUACCUGUUGUUCCAAAAGGAACAAGACAACAACAAAUUGACGCUAGCUUGGUUUCUUCUUAUCUGUGGCCCACAUUAACAAAAAUUCGUCUGACUGAAAAUAUGCGCGCAAGAUUAGAUCCAGAUUUUUCAAACUAUAUAUUGGAAUUAGGCAAUGGAAUGCCACCAAUUACAAUCGAUGAAUAUGUCAAAAUUCCUACAGCCAUGUUAAUUCCAUAUCAGAAUGAUACUGCUUCUUUGGAUCAAUUAUUAGAUGCUGUUUUUAAUGAUAUUUCAAAAUAUUCAGUAAAUAUUUCAAGCAUGAUGAACCGUGCCAUAUUGACACCAAAGAACAGUUAUGUGCAUGAGAUAAACAAUUUGUUGAUACAAAGAUUUCCAGGAGAUAUCAAAUAG
This is a messenger RNA of Carya illinoinensis, 1956 nucleotides long. RefSeq lists its product as uncharacterized. The transcript is spliced from 2 exons. Gene Ontology annotation, molecular function: DNA helicase activity. Bases 1 to 1956 code for a protein of 651 amino acids. Gene Ontology annotation, biological process: telomere maintenance; DNA repair. NCBI's taxonomy places the organism in Eukaryota, Viridiplantae, Streptophyta, Magnoliopsida, Fagales, Juglandaceae. The record is from RefSeq and is a predicted model, not a curated record.